AUGUCAUUUACUCGUCAAUUAACUAAGAAUUUAACUAGUUUUAAGGUAUUAGCACCAUUCGCUGCUGCGGUGGGAAGCGUCGGAAUAGCAUACCAAUAUUCAACAUCUUCUAUUAUGAAUGAAACAGGAAAGACUUUCACUGGUAAUGACGAAUGGAUUGACUUGAAGUUAGCUAAGAGUUGGGAUACCACUCAUAACACUAAACAUUUUGUUUUCGAGUUGGCCAACCAGGAUGAUGUUUCCGGAUUGAUCAAUGCUUCGUGUUUAUUAACCAAGUUUGUUACACCAAAGGGUAACAAUGUUAUCAGACCAUACACUCCAAUUUCUGAUGUUGAUGGUAAGGGUUCUAUUGAAUUUGUCAUCAAGAAGUACGAUGGAGGUAAGAUGUCUAGCCACAUCCAUGACUUGAAGCCAAACGACACUUUGGCAUUCAAGGGACCAGUUGUCAAGUGGAAGUGGGAACCAAAUCAAUACAAGUCGAUUGCUUUGAUCGGUGGUGGUACCGGUAUCACUCCAUUGUACCAAUUGAUGCACGAAAUUACCAAGAACCCUGAAGACAAGACCAAGGUCAACUUAUUCUACGGUAACCUUACCGAAAAAGAUAUUUUGAUUAAGAAAGAAUUAGAUACUAUUGCUGAAAAGCACAAGGACCAAGUCAACGUUGUUUAUUUCCUCGACAAGGCUCCUGAAAACUGGAACGGCGAAACCGGUUACAUUUCUAAGGAAUUCUUACAAUCUAAAUUGCCAGGUCCAGGUAAGGACAACAAGGUUUUCGUCUGUGGUCCACCGGGCUUGUACAAGGCUCUUUCUGGUCCUAAGAAGUCUCCAACUGACCAAGGUGAAGUUGAAGGUGCCUUAGCUGACUUAGGUUACACCAAGGAAAAUGUCUUCAAGUUCUAG
Debaryomyces hansenii CBS767 is the source of this 900-nucleotide messenger RNA. It is a transcript of the gene MCR1, whose product is annotated as cytochrome-b5 reductase. The coding region runs from base 1 to 900 and encodes 299 amino acids. Gene Ontology annotation, molecular function: cytochrome-b5 reductase activity, acting on NAD(P)H. Gene Ontology annotation, biological process: ergosterol biosynthetic process. The record is from RefSeq and is a predicted model, not a curated record. The transcript has a single exon. Lineage: Eukaryota; Fungi; Ascomycota; Pichiomycetes; Serinales; Debaryomycetaceae.